AGUACCAAAAAAAACAUUCAACUUAAUAAAACAAGUUCCCUUUAUAAGCUUGAUCCAUUUGUGGACGAUAAAGGUAUUCUUCGAGUUGGUGGUCGUUUAAAAAGAGCCAAUCUAAGCGAGAAUCAUAAGUUUCCCAUCAUACUUCCUAAGAACAAUCACGUGAGCAACUUGAUUGUCCGAGAUUUCCACGAGAGAGUAAAGCAUCAAGGUAGAGGUAUAACCCUUAACGAAAUCAGAUCCAAUGGUUACUGGAUUAUUAAAGGAACAGCAGCUGUUUCCAAGUGUAUAGCAGGUUGCACAGUAUGUCGUAAGCUUCGAGGAACUACACAAGGACGGAAGAUGGCAGACCUGCCAAUUGAUCGAGUGGAACCCUCGCCUCCGUUCACGUAUGCAGCAGUGGACUACUUUGGUCCUUGGAUCAUUAAAGAAAAAAGAAAGGAAUUAAAGAGAUAUGGUGUCCUUUUCACCUGUUUGGCGUCAAGAGCUGUACAUCUAGAAAUUGCACACAGUCUUAGCACAGAUUCAUUCAUUAACGCUCUUCGUCGCUUUGUUUGUCGAAGAGGUCCAGUACGGCAAUUGAGAAGCGAUCAGGGAACCAACUUCGUUUGUGCGAAAGGAGAACUUAAAGACGCCAUAUCCGAACUUGAUCGUGAGAAGAUUAGUUCAGAAAUGCUCAAGCACCAUUGCGACUGGAUAGUAUUCAAGAUGAAUGUCCCAAGUGCUAGCCACAUGUGUGGCAGUUGGGAAAGACAAAUUCGAACCGUGCGCAACGUCUUGUCGGGUAUGUUAGACACAACUGGAGCGCAACUUGACGAUGAAUCAUUACGGACUCUGUUUUGUGAAGUUGAGGCUAUCGUAAAUAGCCAUCCUUUGACCGUUGACUCCAUGAAUGAUCCUGAUUCGUUAAGCCCAUUGACACCCAACCACUUACUUACUAUGAUGUCAAAAAUUGUUCUUCCACCGCCAGGUGUCUUCCAAUCAGUUGACCUUUACUCUCGAAAACGUUGGCGCCGAGUCCAGAAUUUAGCUAAUGAAUUUUGGUCUCGUUGGCGAAAGGAAUUUCUUCACAGCCUCCAGCAAUGA
Paramuricea clavata is the source of this 1083-nucleotide messenger RNA. The record is from the annotation of a GenBank genome assembly. NCBI's taxonomy places the organism in Eukaryota, Metazoa, Cnidaria, Anthozoa, Malacalcyonacea, Plexauridae.